Lactuca sativa (garden lettuce) is the source of this 2058-nucleotide messenger RNA. The record is from RefSeq and is a predicted model, not a curated record. Lineage: Eukaryota; Viridiplantae; Streptophyta; Magnoliopsida; Asterales; Asteraceae.
AUGUGGUCACCCAGACAAUCAGAGAGGUCAAUAGGCCGAAUAGUUAUUGCACAUCCGAGCGAAGGUGAAAGAUAUUACCUUAGGAUUCUGUUGUCAAAAAUCCGUUGUCCUAAAUCAUAUGAUGAUUUGAAAUUUUUUAAUGGACUCAAAGUUGCCACGUUUCGAGAAUCGGCGUUGCUCCGUGGAUAUUUGAUUGAUGACAAUAGUCAACAGUUGUGUUUGCAGGAGGCAUCCAUUUUCCAUAUGCCAUAUGAGUUACGAAGACUAUUUGCAACCAUCCUUGUUUACACGUGUCCAAAUAAUCCCCGCCAACUGUGGUCAUCUUUUGAAGACAUGAUGUUAGAAGAUCUUGUAAAUUCCAACAAAUACACACAUAGAGAGGCGAGAAAGCAUGCGCUACAACAGGUUGAUUUCUUCCUUCAAUCAAUUGGAAGGCAGCUUCAUGAAUUUGAUGUGCUACCCCAUGAUUUUUUGUACAAUGAUUUACAGGAUGAAACAAGAGAUAUUAGAGCAGAAAAAAGUAUAAUUGUAUCUGAGGCUGAUUUGAGAGCAAUAGAAAACUUGAAUGAAAAACAGAGAAUAGCAUUCAAUGAAAUUAUUGAAAGAGUCAACUGUAAGAAAAGUGGAGCAUUUUUUAUAGAUGGACCAGGAGGUACAGGAAAAACUUUUUUGUAUAGAGCAUUGUUGGCAAAGAUUAGAUCACAAGGUGACAUUGCUCUAGCUACUGCCACAUCCGGUAUCGCUGCAUCACUUCUUCCUGGAGGCAGGACAGCUCAUUCAAGAUUUAAAAUUCCACUUGAUUUGGCAGAAGGAUCAACCUGUAGAAUUAGUAAACGAUGUUCCUUAGCGACUUUGAUCAAGAGCUCCAACCUAAUAAUAUGGGAUGAAGCUCCAAUGGCGAAACGUUCAGCAGUUGAAGCUUUAGAUGACUUGCUACGGGAUCUUAUGGACUCAACAGAAAUUUUUGGAGGGAAAGUAGUUGUUCUUGGUGGAGACUUUAGGCAAACACUUCCAGUAGUACGGAAAGGAACUAGAUCUGAAACGAUUGCUGCUUGCCUUACAAACUCUCCGCUAUGGCGAUCACUCUCUCAGUUACGGUUAGAAGAAAACAUGAGAGCGUUACUAGAUCCAAUGUUUACUGAUUUUCUUCUGAGAAUAGGUGAUGGCAAAGAAAAUUCAGAUGACAAUGAUCUUGUAAGUAUACCCUCACAAAUGUUGGUUGAGAACAAUGAUAACAUCGAUGGUUUAAACGUCCUUAUUAAACAUGUCUAUCCAAAUUUAUCUGUAAAUUCAUUACACAACCCUUUGAACUUGAAUCGAGCAAUUCUAACUACAAAAAACAUUUUUGUUGAUGAAAUCAAUGAUAUUUUGAUAAAGAAAUUUCCAGGAGAAGAAGUAGAGUAUAAUAGUUUUGAUGAAACACUCGAUCCAAACGACCAAGCUCAUUAUGAGGAUCUUUUGCAUAGUUUGACUCCUAAUGGCAUGCCACCGCAUAAACUUAUUUUGAAGCAUAAAACCCCUAUCAUUCUUUUGAGAAACAUGAAUCCUACAGAGGGACUAUGUAAUGGCACCAGACUAUUUUGCAAAGAUUUUAACAGGAACCUGAUACGUGCAGAGAUAGCUUUUGGAGAUUUUGCUGGAAAUGAAGUUUUCAUUCACAGAAUCCCUUUGCAGCCAACAACUGGUGAUGAAUACACUAUACCAUUUAAGAGAAUUCAGUUUCCAAUCAGGCUAUGCUUUGCAAUGACUAUUAACAAAGCACAAGGGCAAACAUUAGAUUUUGUGGGCGUGUACCUGAAAGAACCUGUUUUUUCCCAUGGCCAGCUCUAUGUAGCCCUAUCCCGAUCCAAAAAAAUUGAAAAUGUGAAAGUCCUUAUCAAACAAAAUAAUUCUUCUACAGAGACAAUAAAAACAAAAAAUAUCGUUUAUACGGAAGUAUUGGAACAUGCCAAACACCUUCACAAGUAUGUAUCUAUUAAUAUAAUAUGGUAUCUAAUUUUCAUUCGUAAGAAAUUUUUAAUGUGCAUUACUGAUCUUUACCUUAUAAAUUGCAAAUGA